AUGGCUUCAUUUCAAACUUCCUGUCACCUUUCAAAAGAUUCAACAUCAGAACCAAUAACUGUAGCUAAAACUGAAGCUACCAGUCAAACAAAUAAAUCGACACAUUUACCAAAGAUUUACACACGUACUGGUGAUCGAGGUACAUCAGCUUUGUUAGGUUCGGGUUCAAAUCGUGUCUCAAAAGAUUCAUUGGUGUUCGAUGUUCUUGGUACUCUUGAUGAAUUGUCAUCCGUCAUUGGCAUUGCUCGAUCGACUUGUUCUUUUCCUGAAAUAUCGAAAGAUUUGGAGAAUAUUCAAUGUUGUCUUUUUGAAAUUGGUUCAUGUGUUGCUGCAGGUAAUCGUUCAUCACGUUUUGUCUUCAAUGAUUCAACAUUAAUUGAACAUUUGGAAAAACAAAUCGACCAGAUGACUGAAGAAUUACCUCCACUACGUAAUUUUAUCUUGCCUGGAGGUAACAGUCAAGCAGGUUCGUAUCUUCAUUUUUCUCGUGCUGUUUGUCGUCGAUGUGAACGUUUACUAACCAAAUGGUCGCACGAUCAAACUGAAGAACAACAAGAAACGAUAAUGGGAAUUUAUUUGAAUAGACUAAGUGAUUAUUUAUUNUGCCAUUGA
Messenger RNA from Adineta ricciae, 612 nucleotides. NCBI's taxonomy places the organism in Eukaryota, Metazoa, Rotifera, Eurotatoria, Adinetida, Adinetidae. The record is from the annotation of a GenBank genome assembly.